CAGUCAGUUUCUCUUAUCUAAUGACAAUAUUUGAGAAAGUCAGUGAAUUUGCAGAAUAAUAUUUGUGUUAGAGGAGGUUUUUCUGCACAGUCAUGAUGUGCCUGUAUUUAGUUAAGCUCCACAUAAUAGCCCUGUAAAGCACAACUCAUGUCUUUCCAGUUUGACCGUGAAACUGUCAAACGUUUAGCUUCAGCUUAAAUAAUAAUGAAGUCGUGUCCAAUUCCAGUCCCUUUGAGCCGAUUACCUUUGGCUUUAAUUACAGCUCCAAGCCUUUCAAAUUAGAUCUUAUUACUAUUGCACACCUUAAAAUAGUUCACGCUCAGUCAGCUUGGAUCUUGAUUUGCAUUCAACUCUGUCAGACUUUAAUUUUUCAUCUUCUCUCCAGUUUGGGUUGAUGUGUGACAUUUAAAGCUUCAGAUGUGUUUAGUAUAAAGUGCGUAAUUCACAUACAGUAGCUUGUGUAUAAUCUCACCCUAAUUUUAACUUGCCCAAAACUUUGAGCCUGACCUUCCUCUUUCUUUGUGAUGCCAUUUGUUGUCUAAUAUGAAAUUAGACUCAAUCAACCUGACACCCAAAACUAAAAUCAUAUAGUACAAAUGUUGCUUGUUGAAAGUCCUGCACAAUAAAUCUGGGUGCCUUUUGCCACUGGUGCACUUUGUGUUGGUGGGCCUGGCUCUGCUCACCUGUCAGCAGCUAAUCUAUGAUUUCAUUUUAUCACACUCUGUAGCAAAGUUGAAGGACUCAAAAGUACACAAACUGGCAGACGAAUUAGGGGAGAAGACAACAGGAAGCCUUCCAAAACUUUCAUUCUUACGAAAUACAAAGUAAUUCGGACUCUGAGCAAGUCGAGCUCGGUGGAACUUCAUUUGACACAGAGGACGGUAGCCAAACCCAUAAUUUAAAAAAAAAAAAAUUAUUUUUGUGUCCGUCAUAUUAAAUAUCCAUUAUCGCAAUGUCUGAACUCUAAACAGGGAGAGAUAAAAGUAAGUUUUAUCUCCCAUGGAUUACAAGGAAUAGGCUUGUCAAAGGGCAUGUAGGUGUGGUCUGCAACGCUUACACCACCUUCCCCUUUGUACAGUCUAAAGGCGUGCUGUGAUUUUGAGUUUCCUGCCAGGUGGCCGACGCUGCAGACUUUGACUGCAAACAGACAUCAUAAAAGCAUUUUUUUUUCUGCUUCUACCUGUUUCUGCGCACUUUAACCAUGUGGCUUUAUAAUUUUUUGCUGAGCUUUGACCUGAAGGGGCUAUUUUUGUUUGUUUUAUUAUUUCUUCUCAUUGCUGAUUACCUGAAGAACAGGAAACCAUCAAACUUUCCUCCAGGACCAAGAGCUCUUCCCUUUGUGGGAAAUAUCUUGACUUUGGACAGCAAGCAUCCACAUGUUUAUUUCACCAAGCUGGCUGACCUCUAUGGCAGCGUCUUCAGAGUCCGCCUAGGCUGGGAUACGUUGGUGAUUGUGAGCGGACAUAAGAUGGUGAAAGAGGCCAUUGUGACGCAAGCUGAGAACUUUGUGGAUCGGCCGUACAAUGCAGUGGCUGACAGGUUUUACACUGAGCCCUCAGCUGGUCUAUUCUUGAGCAACGGCGAAAAAUGGAAGAGACAGCGACGUUUUGCUUUGUCUACCUUACGUAACUUUGGCCUGGGGAAGAACAUGCUGGAGCUCAGCAUCUGUGAGGAGAUCCGACACCUGCAGGAGGAAAUAGAGAGCGAGAAAGGUAAACCUUUCAGCCCAGCAGGCCUCUUCAACAACGCUGUGUCCAACAUCAUCUGCCAGCUUGUCAUGGGAAAGAGAUACGACUACACUGACCACAGGUUUCAGAUGAUGCUGAAGUCCAUGUCUGAGGUGAUUUGGCUGGAGGGGAGCUUUUGGGGCGAACUCUAUCAGGCAUUCCCCAGCGUGAUGAAAUAUUUGCCAGGUCCUCACAACAAAAUCUUCAGCAUUUACAACAAUAUACAAGAUUUCCUUCAAGAGGAAAUACAAGAGCACAAGAAGGAUUUGGACCACAACAACCCUAGAGACUACAUCGACUCUUUUCUCAUUGAGAUGGAGAACCAAAAAGACUCCAACCUGGGCUUCACAGAGAACAACCUGGCUUUCUGCUCCCUUGACCUCUUCCUAGCAGGAACAGAGACAACAGCCACCACGCUGCAGUGGGCUCUGAUUUUUCUGAUUAAAAACCCCGAUGUCCAAGAGAAAGUUCAGGCAGAGAUUGACAGAGUGAUCGGACAGAGUCGCCAGCCCUCCAUGACCGACAGACAGAACCUGCCGUACACUGACGCUGUGAUCCAUGAGAUCCAGAGGAUGGGAAACAUUGUUCCUCUGAAUGGAUUCAGGGUCGCUGCCAAUGAUACAACUCUGGGUGGAUACUUCAUACCAAAGGGAACAUCUGUGAUGCCCAUGUUGACAUCUGUACUAUUUGACAAAUCUGAGUGGGAAACUCCAGACACCUUCAAUCCCGGACACUUCCUGGAUGCCGAUGGGAAGUUUGUGAAGAGGGAAGCUUUCCUCCCGUUCUCUGCAGGGAAACGUGUGUGUCUUGGCGAAGGCCUCGCCAGGAUGGAGCUGUUCCUGUUUUUGGUCGCCUUACUGCAGAAAUUCUCUUUCUCUGUUCCUGAUGGAGUCGAGCUGAGCACCGAAGGAGUCACCGGAGCGACGCGCGUACCUCACCCCUUCACAGUGUCAGCGAAGGCUCGCUGACAGAUCCGCCAUUACUGUUUGUUCUCAAGAGAAGAACAAAUACAACGCAGAAAAAGCUCUUAAACGUCUUAGCUGUGCUUCUCAGCAAGACUCUGAGUGGCUGCAUCUCUACUUUAUAAUCUCGGUGAUGGUUUUACGUAACAAUAUAUGUUAGUAGCAAACAAUGCAAUUAACUGUGGCAAGAAAUCCUAGAUGGCAGACAAAAAAACAAUUCCCAAGACAUUAAAAUACUCUAGUUGGUUACAAAAUAUCUCAAAUGGUGCAGUAAAGAUCUACAAACAUGUAAUUUGAUAUGUUUCCUGCUGCGUUGAAUUAAUAAAGCAGAGAGAUGAAA
Molecule: messenger RNA, 3029 nt
Organism: Poeciliopsis prolifica (blackstripe livebearer)
Lineage: Eukaryota; Metazoa; Chordata; Actinopteri; Cyprinodontiformes; Poeciliidae
Product: cytochrome P450 2J6-like
Exons: 9
Coding region: 1202-2695 (497 amino acids)
Biological process (GO): xenobiotic metabolic process
Cellular component (GO): cytoplasm; intracellular membrane-bounded organelle
Molecular function (GO): oxidoreductase activity, acting on paired donors, with incorporation or reduction of molecular oxygen, reduced flavin or flavoprotein as one donor, and incorporation of one atom of oxygen; iron ion binding; heme binding
Source: RefSeq, a predicted model, not a curated record